Messenger RNA from Talaromyces rugulosus, 1413 nucleotides. RefSeq lists its product as uncharacterized. Lineage: Eukaryota; Fungi; Ascomycota; Eurotiomycetes; Eurotiales; Trichocomaceae. The transcript has 2 exons. Gene Ontology annotation, molecular function: L-alanine:glyoxylate transaminase activity; L-serine:pyruvate transaminase activity. The record is from RefSeq and is a predicted model, not a curated record. The annotation marks the transcript as partial. Gene Ontology annotation, cellular component: peroxisome.
CCGAAAGCAGCGGCCAACCCACGGCCGCCCGAACCAACCCUCACUCUGGCGUCACGCAGCGGGCGGGGCAGCAGCAGCAGCGCGAAUGCCCGGCUGUCGCUCAUCUCCAGGCACUUCGACCAGCGUUUGCCGCUGCCCGAGCUGCACACGCCGUUCUCGUCCGAGAGACAGUCGCUCGAACCCGACGACGUCGAGUAUAAACCCAUCGACCGGCCCCUCCCCGCCAUCGCCGAGCCAGACCUCAACAACAACAUCAUGUCUUCGCAAGCCGCCCACAACACCCUGCUGAUCCCAGGGCCCAUCGAGUUUGACGAUGCCGUCCUGCAGUCCAUGUCGCACUAUGCCGAGAGCCAUGUCGGCCCGGCCUUUGUCAAGACAUUCGGCGAGACCUUGACCCUCCUGCGCAAGCUCUUCCAGACCACCGACCCCGCCGCACAGCCGUUUGUCAUCUCUGGCAGCGGCACUCUGGGCUGGGAUCUUGUUGCCGGCAACCUGAUCGAGCGCGGCGAAGACGCCCUGGUGCUUCACACGGGCUACUUUGGCGACUCGUUCGCCGCCGCGCUCGAAACCUAUGGCGCGCGCGCAACACAGCUCAAGGCCCCCAUUGGAGACCGCCCGCAACUGUCCGAGAUUGAAGCUGCUCUGAAAGAAAAACCUUAUAAGCUCGUCACCAUCACGCACGUCGACACCUCGACCGGCGUGCUGAGCGAUAUCAAGGCCGUCGCCGAGCUCGUGCGCCGCGUCAGCCCAGACACCCUGGUUGUUGUCGACGGCGUGUGCAGCGUGGGAUGCGAGGAAAUCGACUUUGACGCUUGGGAUCUGGACGUCGUCUUGACCGCGAGCCAAAAGGCCAUCGGCUGCCCGCCCGGUCUCAGCAUUUUGAUGCUGUCCGGCCGUGCCAUCAACGUCUUCAAAUCGCGCAAGACUCCACCAGGCUCAUACUACGCCUCGAUCGCCAACUGGCAGCCCAUUAUGCAAAACUACGAGGCCGGAAAGCCCUCGUACUUUGCUACCCCGCCCACCCAGCUGGUCCACGCCCUGCACACGUCUCUCAGCAGCAUCACUGCAAACGUCUCCGAGCGGUUCGCCAUCCACACCCAGGCCUCGGACAAAGUGAAGGCCGUCGUCGCCGAGCUCGGUCUGACCCAGCUAGCCACCAAGCCCGAGAACCAGGCUCACGCCAUGACCGCGAUCCGCUUGCCCGAGGGCCUUACGGCGCCGGAUAUCCUGCCGGGUCUUUUGAAGCGUGGUGUGGUGUUUGCCGGUGGUCUGCACAAGGAGAUUGCGCCCUUGUAUAUCCGCUUCGGCCAUAUGGGCGUCAGCGUCACAGAUCCAAACCGCAAGGAUAUCGACGGGGCUAUUGUCGCGCUGAAGGAGGCAUAUGCCGAGGCGCGAAAGGCCAAGGGCCUUUAG